Entrophospora candida is the source of this 1595-nucleotide messenger RNA. NCBI's taxonomy places the organism in Eukaryota, Fungi, Glomeromycota, Glomeromycetes, Entrophosporales, Entrophosporaceae. The record is from the annotation of a GenBank genome assembly.
GCCCUUCUGGUUUGACGGCUAUAAAACAAUGUUUAGAUGAUAAAUUAGAUGUGAUAUGUUUUGAAAAAAAUCCACAUAUUGGUGGUCUAUGGAAAUAUGUCGAAAUAAAUGGUGAUGAAGAUCCACAUUCUUCUGUUUAUAAAAGUGUAAUAAUUAACACAUGCAAAGAAAUUAUGUCGUAUUCAGAUUUUCCAAUUCCUUAUGAUUGGCCUACUUAUUUACCAAAUUCAAUGGUGGCAAAAUAUUAUGAAAUGUAUGCAGAACAUUUCAAACUUCAUAAAUAUAUUAAAUUUGAUACAUCAGUUUUAAAUGUUUCACUUCUUCCUGAUAAAAAAUGGAAUAUUAAAUAUAUUGCAAAAAGUGAAGGAGUUGAAAAAGAAGAAAUAUUUGAUUAUGUCAUGGUUUGUACAGGUCAUCAUCAUAAAUAUAAAUUGCCUAAAUAUAAAGGAAUGGACAUAUUUGCUGGCCAGCAAUUACAUUCUCAUUUCUAUAGAAGACCAAGUCCAUUUGAAGAUAAACGUGUAAUUGUUGUAGGAGUUGGUAACAGUGGGAUGGAUAUAAGUGUUGAAUUGUCACAUGUUGCAUCUCAAGUUUAUCUAAUUUCACGCAGAGGAAAACUGCCAUGGAUUAUACCUCGUUUAGUUAUGAGUGGAACUCCAAUUGAUCAUUUAAAAACAAGGUUCAACUCAACUAUUAUACCAAGUUUUUUAUCAGAUUUUGUGACCAAAACAAUUAUAAAAAUGACAAUAGGAGCACCACCACCAGAAUUUCGGCCUAAAACUCAACCAUCACAAGCCCAUCCAUCUGUGAAAUCUGACUUUUAUGAACGUAUGGUAACUGGAACAAUCAAAGUAAAACCAAAUAUAGAAGAAUUGUUACCUGGAGAAAGCAGAUCAGUUAGAUUUGUUGAUGGCACUGUUGUUGAAAAUAUAGAUGCUAUAAUUUAUGCCACUGGAUAUUUAAUUGAUUAUCCAUUUUUGGAUAAAGAAAUCAUCAAUGGUGGUGAAAAGAUUUCCAGUCAAUUUGAAGAAGAGUACAGAGAAAAUUUGUCUUGGAUGUACAAAUUCAUAUUUCCACCUAAUUAUCCUAAUAUAGCAUUUAUAGGCUUAAUUCAACAAAUUGGUGCAGUCAUGCCAAUUAGUGAAGCACAAUCAAGAUGGGUCACAAGUAUGAUAAAGGGCUAUGCUGCACCUUUACCAUCAGUUGAAGAAAUGAAUAAAUCUAUUGGAAAAUAUCAUGAUGAAAUCCGUAAAAAAUAUUAUUCAUCUUCCAGGCAUACUAUCCAGUCAGAAAUGAUGCCUUACAUUGAUGAUUUGGCAAAACGAUUAAAUUUCUAUCCCUACUCACUAUCAAUUUUAAAGAAAUAUGGACUGGGAACUCUAUUUAAUGUUUGGUUUGGUUUACCAAGUCCUAUUCAGUAUCGAUUAAUUGGCAGACAAUCUUGGGAAGGUGCACCUGAAGCAUUAAGAAAAAUAAAUGAAAGAAAAUCUAAAAAGUCUAAAUCUUCUAAAUCAUUAAUUUUUGCAUUAAUUGUCAUUUUGUUUGUAUUUACAAAAAAAGGAUAUUUUAAUAGAAAUUGGUUAGCAUUAAAAUAA